UUUUGCCAAUUUUUUUCUUCCGUACCAAACCAGACAUUGAAUUGAAUUCAUGUUCUUGAAGCCAUUGAAUCCAGUGGGCGCCCAUUUCAAGCGUCGAAACGUGAUCCGACCCGUCUAAACUUUAAAUGCACCUGCCUUUCUUGAUCACCCAAAUUGGUUCUUUCAUUCAUCUUCAGAUCAGAAAGUUAGUCGUCAAGUUUCCAUCAAAACUGUUAUAUAAACCCCUUUUUCACCCUAAUAAUUCCUGAAAAGGAUCAAGGGGUUUUGAGAUUUAUCGAAGAUCUAUCAUGGGGUUUCGGCUGUUACUCCUCUCGUACUUCAUCUGUUCUCUUCUGUUCUUGCCUGAUUUCUCAAUCCAGUCUUCAAACUUACGGAAAAUACGUGGGUCAGUGAUCAGAUUGCCGAAUGGUGAUUCGUAUGGCCACCCUUUUGAUCCCACUCGAGUCACCCAAAUUUCGUGGCAUCCCAGGGCGUUUUUAUAUAGGAACUUUUUAACAGACGAAGAGUGCGAUCACCUAAUUCAAUUGGCGAAGGAUAAGCUCGAGAAAUCGAUGGUUGCCGAUAAUGAAUCUGGAAAGAGUAUUGAAAGUGAGGUUCGAACAAGCUCCGGCAUGUUUCUUAACAAAGCUCAGGAUGAAGUGGUUGCCGGUGUUGAAUCAAGAAUUUCUGCAUGGACGUUCCUUCCGGUAGAAAACGGAGAGUCUAUGCAAAUAUUGCAUUACGAAAAUGGUCAAAAAUACGAGCCACAUUGGGACUACUUCCAUGAUAAGGCCAAUCAAGCAAUGGGCGGUCACAGGAUUGCCACCGUACUUAUGUAUCUAUCUAAUGUACAAAAAGGUGGGGAGACGGUGUUUCCUGAGUCCGAGAUAAAAGAAUCUCAACCAAAAGCUAAUGAGGAUUGGUCUGAGUGUGCUAAAAGGGGUUAUGCAGUGAAACCGAAAAAAGGUGAUGCUUUGCUGUUCUUUAGCCUCCACCCAAAUGCCACAACCGACGUAUUGAGCCUGCACGGAAGCUGCCCGGUUAUCGAAGGCGAGAAAUGGUCCGCAACUAAAUGGAUCCACGUCAGAAAUUUCGACAAAUCUGAUACCACAAGCGACGAAUGCACGGACUUAAACGUGAACUGCCCGACGUGGGCUGCUACUGGCGAAUGCCAAAAGAAUCCCGUCUAUAUGGUGGGAUCUGAAGAACGUGGUCUCGGAUAUUGUAGGAAAAGCUGCAAAGCGUGUUAGGAACACGUUAGUCGUAUUAGAUACAGGUUUCCCGUCUCUAUAUAUCUAGAGUUUUCGCGUGUUUGUUUUCAUAUUUCCCAUCGGAGUCGUAGGGAUAUCGAGAAGAGAUAUGUAAGUUGUUCAAGUGUUUUUACAAAGGGAAACCACAAAUGUCUAUAUUGUCCUCAUUUGUUUUGAGCCAUGGAGAUUCUAUCUGUAGAAAAGACUGGCAUUUUGGUCAUUAUUACAUCUUCUGA
Molecule: messenger RNA, 1465 nt
Organism: Cynara cardunculus var. scolymus (artichoke)
Lineage: Eukaryota; Viridiplantae; Streptophyta; Magnoliopsida; Asterales; Asteraceae
Product: probable prolyl 4-hydroxylase 7
Exons: 7
Coding region: 288-1229 (313 amino acids)
Biological process (GO): peptidyl-proline hydroxylation to 4-hydroxy-L-proline
Cellular component (GO): endoplasmic reticulum
Molecular function (GO): procollagen-proline 4-dioxygenase activity; iron ion binding; L-ascorbic acid binding
Source: RefSeq, a predicted model, not a curated record